Brachypodium distachyon (stiff brome) is the source of this 2421-nucleotide messenger RNA. RefSeq names its product beta-glucosidase 12-like. Gene Ontology annotation, molecular function: beta-glucosidase activity. Lineage: Eukaryota; Viridiplantae; Streptophyta; Magnoliopsida; Poales; Poaceae. The record is from RefSeq and is a predicted model, not a curated record. Gene Ontology annotation, biological process: carbohydrate metabolic process.
UAAACAUACAUUUAGAACAAGAUACUACCCCAAGCACUCCGCCAGCCUAUGUAUGUCCUGAUUUAUUGCUGCCAAGUUCCAUCAAUUGCCCACAACUUCCGCAUGAUAUUCUUUUAAGGAUUAACUUUCAUUUCGGGAUGAACUUUUGAAUAUCCAGAGAUUAACUUCCGACAAAAACUAGUAGAACAAACUUUCCAGAUAUAUUGAGUACAAGCUUUGAAACACUUGUAACCCAGAUAUCUCCAAGUGAAACGUCGUAUACAGAUGCCCUCGUCCUUUCUUGUCAGUCCCCCCCUGCGUCGCCACACAGCGCUAGCUCCCAGCUGUAAACUAAUACAAAAAUGGGUAGAUCCAAACAGGCAAGCUGUAUUUAAUCCAAGCCUGUAGCAUGCUCUGACGACACUAGUACAAUGCACGGGCCAAAUCUCUGAUCAAACACUGUAUAAUUCAACUAACCACGCGAUCGAAUCCAUGUGUACGCAGAUGCAAUAAUCCAGCUUGACUCAACGCGCGUCAAUGCGCGCACGGUUCAUAGGUCUGUAUAUAUUUGUAGCACUCCCAAGGGAAGCCUUUUGACACAUAAUAGGAAGAAGCACGGUUAAUAUCCUCCUCUGUGAUCACAUACCACACACCGUAUGGCUGCUGGAGCAUUGGUGGCGAUGCUUGCUCGUCUUGUUCUCCCAUUUCUCCUUGUGGCUGCCGCUUCCGGCGCCGGUCAUCAGGAGCUGAUAAGCCGGAGGAGCUUCCCUGAGGGGUUCGUCUUCGGGACAGCCUCGUCGUCCUAUCAGUAUGAGGGUGGUGCAAUGGAGGGAGGCAGAGGACCAAGCAUCUGGGACAACUUCACUCACCAGCACCCAGAUAAAAUCACCGACAGAAGCAACGGGGAUGUGGCAGCGGACUCCUACCAUCUUUACAAGGAAGAUGUACGCCUGAUGAAGGAUAUGGGAAUGGAUGCGUACAGGUUCUCCAUCUCAUGGACAAGAAUUCUUCCAUAUGGAACUCUAAGAGGUGGAGUCAACAGAGAGGGUAUCAAGUAUUACAACAACUUGAUCAAUGAACUCCUGUCCAAAGGGGUGCAGCCAUUUGUCACUUUCCACUGGGACUCUCCUCAGGCAUUGGAAGAUAAGUAUGGAGGUUUUCUUAACCCUAAUAUCAUAAAUGACUACAAAGAUUAUACUGAAGUCUGCUUCAGAGAGUUCGGGGAUCGAGUGAAGCACUGGAUCACGUUCAAUGAGCCCUGGUCCUUCUGCGUUACGGGCUACGCAAGGGGCGUAUUUCCUCCAGGCCGUUGUUCGCCCUGGGAGAAGGGAAAUUGCAGCUCUGGGGAUUCAGGAAGGGAGCCGUACACCGUGUGCCACCAUCAGCUCCUCGCCCAUGCGGCGACCGCUAGAUUGUACAAAGCGAAAUAUGAGGCCCUGCAGAAAGGGAAGAUCGGAAUAAGCUUGGUCUCAAACUGGUUUCUUCCCCUCUCCCGGUCAAAAUCCAACGGUGAUGCAGCAAUACGAUCUGUAGAAUUCAUGCUUGGAUGGUUUAUGGACCCCCUCAUCAGAGGAGACUACCCACUGAGCAUGAGAAGGUUGGUCGGAAAUCGAUUGCCUCGGUUCACCAAAGAACAAUCUGAAUUGGUCAAGGGUGCGUUCGAUUUCAUCGGGAUCAACUACUACACUACAAGCUAUGCUGAUAAUCUUCCCCCAUCAAAUGGCCUGAAGAACAGCUACAAUACCGAUGCUCGAGCUAAUCUUACUGGUGUUCGAAAUGGUGUCGCCAUAGGCCCUCAGGCUGCUUCCCCUUGGCUCUACGUCUACCCUCCUGGGUUCCGUGAACUACUUCUUUAUGUCAAGAAGAAUUACGGCAAUCCCAUCGUCUACAUCACUGAAAACGGCGUGUAUGAAGCCAACAACAAGAGCUUACCACUCAAGGAAGCCCUCAAGGACGACGCCAGGAUAGAGUACCACCACAAGCACCUUCUUGCUCUGCUAAGUGCUAUAAGGGACGGAGCAAACGUGAAGGGGUACUUCGCAUGGUCGCUUCUGGACAACUUCGAGUGGGCGAGCGGAUACACGGUACGUUUCGGGUUAAACUUCGUGGACUACUGCGACGGGCAGAAGCGGUACCCCAAAAACUCCGCCCGCUGGUUCAGAAACUUCCUGAAGAAAUGAACACUGGAUAUUUGACGACCGGCUAUGGAGGAGUGUGUGCAUGUUGCAAAUUUGCAACAAAUGAUUGGACUGACAGUUUGUGUUUUGGGUAGUAGGAUUAUGUUCGACAGUUUGAGCCAUGACGAGUGUGCACUGCAGGAGGUCGUGUUCUAUAUGUUGCUUACUUUGGGUUUCCCUCUCUGAUGAUCAGUUCUUCAUGUUGUAGUAUGGUAUAUUGUUGAUUGACUGAUUCUGACUGAGUACAUCAUAUUCCCCAUGCUCA